CAUAAGAAGUCCCUUCUCUACUAAUUCCUUUCUUACUACUUUACAUUCUUUCAUCUCUUUAUUUAUUUAUUUAUUUUUCCCAUUCUUUGAAAGAAAGAAAAAACACAUAGAACUUGCAUAUUUUUUGUUCAAUCUUCUACCCGGAUCCGACCCGAAUUGUUCGCAGUCUGCUUUACUCACCAGAGAGAUCCCUUUUCUGGAGAGAAAGGAAAACGAUCAAGUAAAUUCGGCUUCUGGCCAAAACGGCUGGCAUAUUCAUUGUAGACGAUAUUUGCUGUUAUCCAGGGUUCUGCAAUUACAGUCUUGAUGGGGAGUUGUGUAUCAGCACCUGCCAAAAGAAUCAGGACUGUGAGGAGAUCCCGUCGUCGGAUCCGAAAAUGCCGUGGGAAGGGUACCAGUUCUAUGACGGAUGGAACCAAGAAAAGGAAUAGUGAUGCCCGUGUAACGGAUAUAGCUGUUAGUGGAUAUGUACAUAUGGAUUUUGAGAAUGGAGCUUCCCAAGAGGAUGCUUGGUUCGAUUCAGUUAGUAUUCUUGAAUCUGAUUCAGAUGAUGACUUCAUCAGCAUUCAAGGAGAUGGUUUUCCGUUGUGUAAUGCCAUUGGGAAUAUGUCAAGUGGUCAGCUGCUUCAGUAUGACGGAAAGGCCGAUGAAAUUUGUAAUAGGAAGAAGAAACCAUUAGAUCAUCGUUAUGGAAGCUUUAAAGGACUGAAAGAGGAUAGGCGUAAUUCCGAAGAGAAAAACUUAAGAUCGGGAUUAUCAAGAAUGAUUCCUUCUGUGAGUUUCAAUGAGAAGAUUUUAACAUCGGGUACGACUCCACAAUCCCAAAGAAAGAAAUCAGCUGUUUUAAGGCUUUCUUUCAAGAGGAGGUCGUCGUGUGACGCAGAAGACAAACUUGAAAACUGUACAUCAAAACGGUUUUUAUAUCGUCCCAGAGCAGGAUAUAUAAUUCCGUGUAGCAAGGAUGAGAAGGCGGGUCGAGGAUGUUGGUCCGAGAUUAAGCCAUCAACUUUUAAACUUCGAGGCGAGACCUAUUUCAAAGAUAAACGGAAGUGUCCAGCACCGCAUUUCUCCCCGUAUACUCCAAUAGGUGUUGACUUGUUUAUCUGCCCAAGAAAGAUAAAUCAUAUUGCCCAACAUAUCGAGCUUCCUAAUGUAAAAGCAAAUGGGAAAGUUCCCCCUCUUCUAAUUGUUAAUAUUCAGUUGCCAACAUAUCCUGCUGCAGUGUUCCUCGGUGAUGGUGAUGGUGAAGGAAUGAGUCUUGUUCUUUAUUUCAAAGUUCACGAGAAUUUUGACCAACUCAUUUCUCCACACUAUCAAGAGAGCAUCAAGAAAUUGGUCGAUGAUGAGAUGGAAAAGGUUAAAGGGUUCGCGAUAGACUCGAUCAUUCCCUUCAGAGAAAGGCUAAAGAUCAUGGCCGGUUUGGUUAAUCCCAAUGAUCUCAAUUUGAGUUCUACCGAGAAGAAACUCGUAAAUGCUUAUAACGAAAAGCCGGUUCUCUCACGCCCUCAGCAUAAUUUUUAUAAGGGUUCUAAUUACUUUGAGAUCGAUCUGGACAUUCAUCGCUUCAGCUACAUAUCGAGAAAGGGGCUUGAGUCGUUUCGAGAUCGAUUGAAAAACGGAGUUCUUGAUCUGGGUUUAACCAUCCAGGCACAAAAACAAGAGGAGCUUCCGGAGCAAGUAUUGUGCUGUCUGAGACUAAACAAGAUUGACUUUUCCGAUCACGGCCACAUACCGACGCUUCGGACGUCUCUGGAUGCUUAACGGGAUUGUCGUUGUCGAAGUGCAUGAUACCAAAUUUAGAAACUUGCAUGGAGGGAUCAAUUUCAUUUUGUUGAAUCUCAAACAUUAUUAUAACACCAGCUUUACCGCAAAUAUAUUUAAUGGAAUGCUUGAUUUCUCGUU
Hibiscus syriacus is the source of this 1902-nucleotide messenger RNA. RefSeq lists its product as uncharacterized. The coding region runs from base 307 to 1761 and encodes 484 amino acids. The transcript has 10 exons. Lineage: Eukaryota; Viridiplantae; Streptophyta; Magnoliopsida; Malvales; Malvaceae. The record is from RefSeq and is a predicted model, not a curated record.